AUGGGGCAAGCCAGCCGCAAACUUCCAAGAGCUGCGUGGCACUCCAGCAGCCACGGAUGCUGGAGGCCCGCGUCCAGGGAUGGAUAUGCCCAACCUGGAAGGGCUUCCCCCUCCCAAGAGCCAAUAAACAGGCAGUCCGUCCCCAAGGAUCCGCCUGGCGAAAUCCUGGUUCUGGCGCCGCCAGGCCCACAGCACCAAGUACGAGUCCUGUCCUUAACCAUGUUUCGUGUCCGGCUUUUAACUGAUCGAGUUUCCGUUUUGUUUCACUUUUGGAUCGAUCCACCCAACUUGGAACUUUUCUGUCGUUCUCACUCCCUCUUUGACUCCUUCCUUUGCAUCUUCGAGAGGGACGCCUCUGCCCUUCAAAGGAGGAAAGACGGAAAGACAACCUGCUCAUUGACACCUUCCACAGCGGUCUACGGAGAUUUAGCGCCCAAUCUUCAAUAUGAAAACCACAGCUGUGUCCGUGUUAACGGCGGCUGUCUUGGGGGCCUCGUCCGCUUUCGCCGGUGUGGCCAGCGAUGUGCGCGCCAGAGCGAGCAAGAUUACUCCCAUCACGGUCAAGGGAAACGUGAUUAUCAACCGGGCGGAGCUUCCAAGCUCAAAGAUCCAAUUGCCGAUGCCAAGGAAUGCAAAAGCGACAUCGCCAAAUUCAAGGAACUGGGUCUGAACACUAUCCGUAUUUACACUGUCGAUAACAGCAAGAAUCACGACGAGUGCAUGGCAGCUUUGGCAGAUGCUGGCAUCUACCUUGUCCUCGAUGUCAACACCCCCAAGUACUCCAUUAACAGGAAGGAUCCCAAGCCUUCCUACAAUGACGUCUACCUCCAGAACGUAUUUGCGACCCUUGACAUGUUCGCCCGAUACGACAACACAUUGGCUUUCUUCUCUGGAAACGAAGUAGUCAAUGAUGGCCCUUCCUCGAAAACCGCCCCUUACGUCAAGGCGGUCACUCGCGAUAUGCGCCAAUAUCUUCGUCAGCAGGGCCUGAGAGCAGUCCCUGUCGGUUACUCUGCGGCCGAUGUCGACACCAACCGCUUCCAGAUGGCGCAAUACAUGAACUGCGGCCCUGACGACGAGCGCAGCGACUUCUUUGCUUUCAAUGAUUAUUCAUGGUGUGAUCCAUCCACCUUCGAAAUAUCCGGCUGGAACAAGAAGGUCGAGCUAUUCUCGGGUUACGGACUGCCCCUUUUCCUCUCGGAGUUCGGGUGCAAUACCAACACACGCGAAUGGAACGAAGUGAAGGCUCUAUACUCCGAUAAAAUGACCAGCGUCUACUCUGGUGGUCUCGUCUAUGAGUAUUCCGAGGAACCCAAUAACUACGGUUUAGUCAAACUCGAGGACGGCCAGGCUGUGCCUCUCAAAGAUUUCGACACGCUGAAGAAAGCUUUUGCUGCCACCAAGAACCCAGACGGUGAUGGUGGGUACAACAAGACUGGUGGAGCCAACCCAUGUCCUAAGAAGAAUGCUCCCGACUGGGAUGUCGAUGGUGACACCCUUCCCGCCAUCCCUGAGCCGGCUAAGCAAUACAUCAUGAAAGGUGCUGGCAAAGGGCCUGGCUUGGACGGUUCCGGUAGCCAGAAUGCAGGCACUGGAUCAUCUGGUGGUGCUGAACCGGGAUCUGGAGCUGUAGAUGGCAAAUCUAGCAAACCGGGUAGUGGGAACGCCGCUGUUGGCCUACAGGCUAGAUACCCCGUCGUCGUCGGCGCGUCGAUGCUCGUUGUAACUGCUUUGUUGAUGGUAUAA
Molecule: messenger RNA, 1746 nt
Organism: Histoplasma capsulatum G186AR
Lineage: Eukaryota; Fungi; Ascomycota; Eurotiomycetes; Onygenales; Ajellomycetaceae
Product: glucanosyltransferase
Exons: 8
Coding region: 1-1746 (581 amino acids)
Biological process (GO): fungal-type cell wall (1->3)-beta-D-glucan biosynthetic process
Cellular component (GO): fungal-type cell wall; cytoplasm
Molecular function (GO): 1,3-beta-glucanosyltransferase activity
Source: RefSeq, a predicted model, not a curated record